AUCAUCCUUUUUUUAAUCCUCGAGUUCUGACAAAAACAGUGUUAGGUUUCGUUUAAGGCCUUAAGCCAUCCGCCCAAGGGCAUUUUGUAAAAUCCAAUACGAGAGAAGAGAACAAAAGAAUCUAACGCAGACGACUUGUCGCCGGAUUGGAUAUCCAGAAAGGCUGGGGAUUGGUCCAGUGACAGGAUUUGCUGACAACAUCCAUCAAAAAUUGGUAACUGUAUACUAAUCCGGAGUGAGGUGAUGGGAUCUGAAGCACCGAAUGCUGUGACCAUUCAUGUCACUGGAUUUAAGAAGUUUCAAGGAGUUGCUGAAAAUCCAACAGAGAUCUUAGUUAAUAACCUAAAGGGCUUUGUUGAAAAAAGAGGAUUGCCUACUGGCAUUACUUUAGGGAGUUGCACUAUUCUUGAGGUUGCUGGAAAAGGUGCACUUCCAGUGCUUUACAAGAUCUUUGAAUCAGGGAUCUCAACUCACAAUGAACAAGUCUUAUGGCUUCACUUUGGGGUGAAUAGUGGGGCUUCAAAGUUUGCCAUUGAGCAGCAGGCAGUAAAUGAAGCCAGUUUCUGUUGUCCAGAUGAACUAGGAUGGCAACCUAAGCUAGUUCCAAUAGUUCCUGAAGAUGGAGGUAUCUCCCGGACGAGAGAGACUACCUGCUCCACUUGGUCAAUCUUGAAGUUCUUGAAGAAGAAAGGCUAUGAUGUCGCAAUAUCAAAUGAUGCAGGUCGUUUUGUAUGCAAUUAUGUCUACUAUCACUCUCUUCGGUUUGCUGAGCAGAAUGGCCACAAAUCUCUAUUUGUCCAUGUUCCUCUCUUCUCAAGAAUUGAUGAAGAAACUCAAAUGCAAUUUGCAGCUUCUCUUCUGGAGGCUAUUGCAUCAACAUGUUAAUAAUGUUGAUCUGUAUGAUUAAUUGAAUGUCCACGCAUGCCAGUCAUAUGGUACUGCUAUUAUAUUAACCUUGUCAAUAAGAUCAUAAAAUAAAUAUUUAAGACCUCUGCACUGCUGCUUGCUUUGUAAGGAAUUGAUUGAUCUGCUGUCAUCGCAAUUUAGCCUGUUUUGUUA
Molecule: messenger RNA, 1059 nt
Organism: Mangifera indica (mango)
Lineage: Eukaryota; Viridiplantae; Streptophyta; Magnoliopsida; Sapindales; Anacardiaceae
Product: pyrrolidone-carboxylate peptidase 1
Exons: 5
Coding region: 244-885 (213 amino acids)
Biological process (GO): proteolysis
Cellular component (GO): cytosol
Molecular function (GO): pyroglutamyl-peptidase activity
Source: RefSeq, a predicted model, not a curated record